This is a messenger RNA of Harpegnathos saltator (Jerdon's jumping ant), 3660 nucleotides long. RefSeq names its product protein phosphatase 2 regulatory subunit tws (gene tws). The record is from RefSeq and is a predicted model, not a curated record. The transcript is spliced from 10 exons. Gene Ontology annotation, cellular component: protein phosphatase type 2A complex. Gene Ontology annotation, molecular function: protein phosphatase regulator activity; protein binding. NCBI's taxonomy places the organism in Eukaryota, Metazoa, Arthropoda, Insecta, Hymenoptera, Formicidae. Bases 886 to 2214 code for a protein of 442 amino acids.
AUCGCGUGCAAAAUGGUGGUUAUUUCGUAUGUAGCAAAAGCUAGUUGCGCACUGUGACGUCACAUCAUAGUCGUGUUGUGCGGUUAUGCGUCUGUGAGCUUUACUGUUGAGAGUUGAGCGAUUUACUGACACGACAGAACGGCGAAAAUAUGUGACGGAGAACCGGAAUCAAGCAACCGAGUAGCAUAAAUCUCGCAUAUUCCCCGGGCGAGCGCUUCUCCUCGUCCCUUGUUCGUCGCCGGUGUGGCGUGUCAGCACACGCGCGCGCGCGUAUCCUUUUGCCCGAAGAGCUCGUACACUCUCGUCGUUCGGCACCCGGGAGUAGGCUCGCGUGCGAACGUGUUCUUCCGCUUGCGUGUUACAUUGUUCUCCGUGUGCGAGAUGGCCGGUAAGUAGAGUGCUCCAACGGAGACACCGCGACGUUGUCGAUUAACCGGCGCGCGCGUAUUCGUCGCGCGACGACAGAGACGAAGACGGAGACGACGGUAACGGUGACGGCGGCGACGACGACGACGACAACGACAACGACGACGACGACGGCAACAGCAACGGCAACGGCGCGUCGUCGUUCCCGUUGGCCAACAACUCGCUUCCUCGCGACGCCGCGACUAGGCGAACCUUGACCUAGAUAACACGCGGGUGUACCCGCAACGAAUGUUCGCGUAGAGUCAACCUUAUAAUCUUCAAUUACAAUUGCGUCGGUUACGCCCGGAUUACUCCCCGAGCUCGGGGAAACAGAUAUCUAUGUAUCCGUCGCCGGCGACGGCGACAACUGCGACGACGGCGGCAACCUAGAAACAUGAUGGAUUACGCCGAAACUUCAAUGCCACAGGUGUACAGGUUCGUGCUAGGGCGGCGAUUAUUUAGUGCUUCUUUCCUACCACUAUGAGCAAUGGUGACAUACAAUGGUGUUUUUCUCAAGUGAAGGGUACCUUAGAAGAAGAUGUUACAGAAGCUGAUAUAAUUUCAUGUGUUGAAUUCAAUCAUGAUGGUGAUCUUCUUGCAACAGGAGACAAAGGUGGACGUGUUGUUAUUUUUCAGAGAGACCCCAUUAGUAAAAAUAGUAUACCACGGAGAGGUGAAUACAAUGUGUACAGCACCUUCCAGAGCCAUGAGCCAGAGUUCGAUUAUCUAAAAUCACUAGAAAUAGAAGAAAAAAUUAACAAAAUUAGAUGGCUAAAAAGAAAAAAUCCUGCCCACUUUUUACUCUCCACGAACGAUAAAACAAUCAAAUUGUGGAAAGUUAGUGAGAGAGAUAAAAGAGUAGAAGGAUAUAAUACAAAAGAAGAAAAUGGUACGAUCCGUGAUCCUGCCUGCAUCACUGCCUUGAGGGUGCCAACCAUAAAACCAAUGGAGUUGAUGGUAGAGGCAUCACCAAGGAGAAUAUUUGCCAAUGCGCACACCUAUCACAUAAACAGUAUAAGUGUCAACAGUGAUCAAGAGACAUACCUCAGUGCUGAUGAUCUUAGAAUUAAUCUUUGGCACCUUGAGAUAACAGACCAGAGUUUUAAUAUAGUAGACAUUAAGCCAACUAAUAUGGAGGAAUUAACAGAAGUCAUAACUGCAGCAGAAUUUCAUCCAGCAGAAUGCAAUGUAUUGGUAUAUAGUAGUAGCAAAGGAACUAUUAGACUUUGCGAUAUGAGAUCUGCCGCUCUUUGCGAUCAGCAUAGUAAACUCUUCGAAGAACCUGAAGAUCCGACUAAUAGGAGUUUUUUCUCAGAAAUUAUUUCAAGCAUAAGUGAUGUAAAACUCAGUAAUUCUGGGAGAUACAUGAUUAGUAGAGACUACCUCAGUGUAAAAGUGUGGGAUUUACAAAUGGAGACAAAGCCAAUUGAAUGUUAUCCUGUACAUGAAUAUUUAAGAUCAAAGUUAUGUUCAUUAUAUGAAAAUGACUGCAUUUUCGAUAAGUUUGAAUGUUGUUGGAGUGGUAACGAUUCUGCUAUUAUGACGGGCUCAUACAACAAUUUCUUUAGAGUAUUUGAUCGUACAACCAAACGCGAUCUUACUUUGGAGGCAGCACGUGACAUUGCCAAACCAAAAACACUCCUUAAACCAAGAAAGGUAUGCACCGGUGGUAAACGCAAGAAGGAUGAAAUCAGUGUCGACUGUUUGGACUUUAAUAAGAAAAUACUUCAUACCGCAUGGCAUCCAUCUGAAAAUGUGGUGGCUGUAGCUGCUACGAACAAUCUCUUCCUAUUCCAAGAUAAACUCUAGCACAUCUGUAUGCAGAUAAUACAACGGUAUAUAUUGACGUGAGCGAGGCACAAUAAAAGCUCCCAGCAGAAUAGCCGGGUGUCCGAGUAAUACUGACGAUAGUCAACUACUAAUCUGUCAGUGGUUGACUGACCGAAGAAUGAUGUAUGUAGCGCCGUCCACGCAGCUCACACAUUCAGACUUGUUACACAUAUGCACACGCGCGCACACACACACACACACACACACACACAGCAUACAGAAUUGCACCUCAUACUUUGCCGUGCGCAUAUGUAAAAAAGAAAAGAAAAAGAUAAAUACGACCGCGGAAGACACGCAUAACUCUCUAGGCUAUCAAGUUCGCUAGCUUGAAUAUAUUUACAGAUUAAAAGAAACGUGUUGUGUAUAUGUAUAUAUGUGUGUGUGUGUGUGUGUACACACACGCAUAUACAUAUAUGUAUAACAUACACACGCGCACGCAUUCAGCAAAAUAUGCGACUGAACAAUUCACAGACUCGUAUUGGCAGUUAUAAUAUAUGAUUUAUAAGUACUAAUUAAUAAUUUGUUGCUUGUAUGAUAGAAAUUGUGCAAUUGCACAGUACAGUAUAUAGAUAAUUUUACAAUGGAUAAAGAUGCUUGAACAUGUCAUACAUAGCAUUAACGAAGAUGGGCAAUAAUAUAAAUAGGUAAAUGAACAGAGCACGAGAACGAAUUAACAGACCGCUUCAUACGACUUAUGUACAAUUGAUACAAAUAUUAAAGCGAGAUGUACAAUAGAAAUCGUAAAGUCGUACAAAAAUUGUUCAAUUACGGUUCGAUUAUUCGGUUGUAAAGAGAAUAAUCGACUGCGAUUGGUUAAUUUUCUUAUGACUUAGGACUUUGCGACUUCUAUUGUAGACUCCGCUUAAAUUCUUAAUUUAUACGCCUAACUAACGUGAAAACAAAAAGAUAAGUUAUAUCAACGUGAUUAAUUUAUAAUUAUUGUAAUGUAGUAACUUUAUUUUUGUUCGCGUUCGUGCAGCACUUCAGUUAUCUCUAAAGGAAGUAUGCGAUAAAUGCUAUAAAAGAAAGUUAUUUGUUGCAAACCAUAUUACAAUUUAUAAUUAAUCCGUGUGUUAUUGAUCUUAAAAAGUAAGUACACAGAAUAAUUAAAUAAUACUAGUUUUGUUCGCGGAAUAUAAAAAUAAUGAUAGUUACCAUUUAUGAGAAAGCCCGAUUUUUUAUGAAGUACAGCCUGUUUCCAAAUUAUCCCAUCUACCAUUUACAAUUUAGUGUCAUGUUAUACGUGUUUAAUAUAUCUAUUUUAUCGUAUAAUUAUACUUACGAAUUAAUUGUUUGUCCCAGUCGUGUAAUAGUUGCUAAUACGAGUCCAAUAAUAGCGGAAAGUAUUAUCUUUCCUUCCAAUAUAUAUUUGAAAAAACUAAAUGUUGCCGCACUUCAAAUAUAUCAAGCAAUAAGUGACACCGA